AUGUCCAAGGACUUAGCCGCCGCCGUCUCUUCAGUCGCCGCGGAGAGUUCGCCUCCGACUGAUGCCCCCGUCCGUGUCUACGCAGAUGGGAUCUACGAUCUGUUCCACUUCGGCCACGCUCGAUCUCUCGAACAGGCUAAGAAAUCGUUCCCAAAUAGUUACCUUCUUGUUGGGUGUUGCAAUGACGAAACUACUCACAAAUACAAGGGAAAGACUGUGAUGAACGAACAAGAGCGUUAUGAAUCUCUUCGACAUUGCAAAUGGGUUGAUGAAGUAAUCCCUGAUGCUCCAUGGGUGAUCAACCAAGAGUUUCUUGACAAGCACCGGAUUGCCUACGUGGCUCAUGAUGCUCUUCCGUAUGCUGAUGCCAGUGGAGCUGGAAAGGAUGUCUAUGAAUUCGUUAAGCAAGUUGGGAGAUUUAAAGAGACGAAGCGAACGGAAGGGAUAUCUACUUCGGAUGUAAUAAUGAGGAUAGUGAAAGAUUAUAACCAGUAUGUCAUGCGUAACCUCGAUAGGGGAUAUUCAAGGGAAGAUCUUGGAGUUAGCUUUGUCAAGGAAAAGAGACUUAGAGUUAAUAUGAGGCUCAAGAAACUUCAGGAGAAGGUCAAAGAACAUCAAGAAAAAGUUGGCGAAAAGAUCCAAACUGUGAAAAUGGUGCGUAAUGAGUGGGUGGAGAAUGCAGAUCGUUGGGUAGUUGGGUUUCUUGAAAUGUUUGAAGAAGGUUGCCAUAAAAUGGGAACUGCCAUCAGAGACCGAAUCCAAGAGAGGUUAAAGCGACAAGUGUCCAAGGACUUGCUCGAGAACGGUCAGCAUGAAGACAAUGACGAACAGUUCUAUGAAGAAUAUUUCGAGCAUGACAUUGUUAACAGCUACGAAGAAGAAGAAUACUGUGAGGAGGAGAUGGAAGAGCACAAUACUAAUGUCGCAAAAGCUACCAAAGGAGCGAUUUGUAAUAACUAG
Molecule: messenger RNA, 960 nt
Organism: Microthlaspi erraticum
Lineage: Eukaryota; Viridiplantae; Streptophyta; Magnoliopsida; Brassicales; Brassicaceae
Source: the annotation of a GenBank genome assembly